AAAAAAACAAAGUAUGAAUUGUCUCUGUUCUCCUCUGCCCUCUGCUUUAAUGCUUUCGCUUUCUCUCACUUUCUGGUCCUAACAAAGAUUCCUUUCCUUGUUUCUUGGCAAAGAUAAGGAUCUUUAAACUCUGUGAUUUCUCAAUCUCGUUGCUGUAAUCUCUGAGAGGAUUCUUUUGCACAGAGAAGCCAAGAAUACAUCGCCUGAGAGAGUUAUAUCUAUAUAUGAUUUGACAUUGACAUGGGUUCAAUCAACAAAGACACAGUUCACUACUGUUGUGUCUCAAGAGGCAAUCAGAUUCUGUUCGGUUACAACAACGGAGGAGACCACCACCAUAACGAAAGUCUCGCUGCGUUAUGUCUGGAAAAGACUCCGCCUUUCCACAAGUGGUACUUCGAAACCAUAAGUAAGAGGACUUUCGGGUUCUUGAUUGAAGAUGGGCUCGUGUAUUUCGCCAUUGCUGAUGAGGUUUUCAAGAGAUCUAGCCUUCUUGGGUUUCUUGAGAAUCUAAGGGAUGAGUUAAAGAAAGCUGAUCAGAAGAAUUCAAGAGGAAGUUUCUCUGGUUUUAGCAAUGUUCAAGACCAGCUUGUUCGAAGACUCAUAGCUUCGUUAGAGCGUGUUGCUGCUGAGACUAAUCUUCUCACUUGUCUUCCAUUAUCAUCACCUUCCAUUGAUGGUGCUGAACCACCAAGCCACGUAGCUAAUUCCACCAAAGCCCCGCUUCUUGGAAGAUCCAACGAGCAAGAGAUGAAGAAGAAAGGGAAAGAUCACGUCAACACAUUGAGAGGCGUUGUUGAGUUAGAGGAAAAAACGAAAUCUAAUGAUAGAGGUAACGUUACUGAAUGCUCGAAUGCCUCAUCUGCAGCAGCCACAGCAACAUAUGUUCCGAGUAGGGGGCGAUCUAGUGGCUCCCAGAGCAUUGAAAAGAAGUGGCGGCGUCAAGUGAAGAUUGUUCUUGCCAUUGAUGCAGCUAUUUGUUUGACUCUACUUGGUGUUUGGUUGGCCAUUUGUCAGGGCAUUGACUGUACACGUUCUUGAUUAACAAGCCCUCUUCUCCUCUUCCAGAUUCAAGAUGACUUGAUUGAUUGAUCUAUUCUUCUUUCUCAUAUGUUUUUCCUCUUCUGCGAUUCUGUUUUAGAGUCUGCAGUUUGACAUACUUUGUACCAUUGUUGAUUGUAUAUGUAGGUAAGAGGCUCAAGUUUCCACCUUGGUUUGUGUAUGUAUGAUUUGAUGAUUGUGUUCAUAUGAUUUAGUGAUUCGUGAAACAAGUUAUAACUAGGAUAAGACCUGCUCAAGG
Eruca vesicaria subsp. sativa (arugula) is the source of this 1297-nucleotide messenger RNA. NCBI's taxonomy places the organism in Eukaryota, Viridiplantae, Streptophyta, Magnoliopsida, Brassicales, Brassicaceae. The record is from the annotation of a GenBank genome assembly.